AAUCUUUAUAAACUUAGCCACCAUUGAAUUAGAAAGAAAGAAAAAAACAUGAAGGUAUAAUCGUUUUAUUGUAGCAAUGAAGUAUCACACCAUUCAUAUAUUCAACAUUGCCUUUGUUCGAGAAGUGUAUAUCGGAGCAAGACAUUGUAUUUUAUUAAUUAACUGAAUUCCAUCAAUACCUUUAAUUAGAUGUCUUGGAAAUGAUGUUAGAAAAAAUAAAAGCAAAUCACACAUAAGAGGCCUAUGAUGCUAAUAAGCAAUUCCUCUCCUUUGAAAGGCAUGUUAUCUGAAAAGCUGCUUCAUAGAUCUUAUCCAUUUGUCUGAAAACAACUGUUCCCCAAACCAAAAACUCCCACCGAACCUCACUCCCUACCAAAAUGGAAGCUAAACGCGGCGCCGUGCAGACCCUAGUAUCAAACCUAAGCUCCGUUUCCGAACGAACCCGCAUUAACGCUCUUUGCGAGCUUCGGACAAUGUCAAUGAAAGACCCGGAAACCCGACCCGUAAUUUCCGAAGCAGGUACGAUUCCUUACCUCGUUGAAACUCUCUAUUCUUCUUCACACCCAGCGCAACAAAACGCCGCAUCAACGCUUCGAAACCUUUCCCUAACAGAAAAAGAAACUAUCAUGUCCACGCGCGGUAUCCUCGACGCGCUUGCGCACGUUAUCUCUCAUCAUUCUUCUACCUCCUCCGCCGCUGCCGUUCAAGCCUCCGCCGCUACUAUCCAUCAUCUUCUUUCCAGAGUUGAUGAUUACCGUACUGUUGUCGGAUCCAAACGCGAGAUCGUUUACGCUUUAAUCGAUAUCCUCCGUUGCCAUCAUUCCUCGCCGCCGCGCACAGUAAAAAACGCGUUGAAAGCGCUUUGCGCAAUCGCGCUUCAUCCGUUAAACUGCGCCUUCAUGGUUCAGUUCGGUGUCGUUUCCGAUCUUUUCUCUCUCGUCGUCAAUGACCGUAGGGUAGGGAUAUUAGAAGACGCAACUUCCGUCAUUGCGCAGGUUGCCUGCUGCGAUGAAAGUCUUGAGGCCUUCCCUAAGGUCUCCGGCAUUAAGUUACUCACCGAUCUACUCCAUUUUCCUAACGACUUUAGCAUAAGGACAAUGGAAAAUGCUGUGUGCGCGCUGCUCAAUCUUGUCCGAUGUGGCGGAGAUGCGAUGGCUGGCAAUGUUAGAAACUAUUUUUUAAAUAAGUAUGAUGGAAUAGUCUAUGUUAUAGAUGAUGGUAGCUCAAAGAUGAAGAAAAUGGCUACGGAGCUGUUGCAGGUGUUGCUUGAUGAAUUUGGCUUCUCUAAAAUGCCACAUUGCAACUAUUCAUGAAAUUGUUAUGCAAUUUUUGUAACUUAUUGUCUGACGUUGUAACUUUAUCCAUUUUCUUUGAAGGUUUUGAUAUGUGUUUUAAUA
Messenger RNA from Cicer arietinum (chickpea), 1397 nucleotides. Its product is annotated as U-box domain-containing protein 17-like. Gene Ontology annotation, molecular function: protein binding. The record is from RefSeq and is a predicted model, not a curated record. NCBI's taxonomy places the organism in Eukaryota, Viridiplantae, Streptophyta, Magnoliopsida, Fabales, Fabaceae.